AUGACUAAUCCGCAAAUACGAACAGAAGAAUCCCCUCAGAGUCAAACCCCGCUUCUAAUUUCAAUUCAACAGCAACCAGCAGAGGAAAAUGGGGAUAAUAAGACAAAUAACAAUAAUCACGAGAAUAAGAAGAACGAUGACGGUGGUGGAGAAAAUAAUGAUGAUGAGGAGGAUGAGAGUAAAGUGGAGGAGAGCUUGGCACGGUUGGAGCGGUUUCUGACGGUGUUAGGGUUCAACCAGCACUCGGCGUUGAGUUUGGUGAUUUCUUGGAGCUUGUUCGCGGCGGUGGGAGUAGCGGCGCCGCUGGUGGCGCUGUCCAUUUGCGAGUGCCCGGAAUGCGAUAGGUACGAGAUCAAGAGCUUCGAGAUGGUGAUCGUGGCGUUUCAGGCGAGUCUUGCCGCCGUCUCCUUGCUCUGUCUCUCCCACAACCUCCGCAAGUACGGUCUCCGCAGGUUCCUCUUCGUUGACCGCUACUCCGGAAAGAUGCAUUGCUUUCACCGCGAGUACGUCGCUCAGAUUUCGGGAUCUAUGCGCUUGCUUUUUCUGUGGGUUUUACCAUGUUUCCUUCUGAAGACCGCUCGAGAAGUCAUUCGCAUUUUCUAUGUUCAACAUGGAUCCUGGUGGCUCUCACUCGCUAUUCUGUCAGCUUUGAUUAUAUCAUGGACUUAUAUGAGUACAAUCUCUCUGUCAGCCUGCAUUUUAUUUCACUUGGUCUGCAGUUUGCAAGUGAUCCAUUUUGAUGAUUAUGGGAAGCUCUUGCAAAGGGAAAGCGAUGUUUUAGUUUUUAUGGAAGAGCACAUUCGGUUACGUUAUCAUCUCUCCAAGAUAAGUCAUAGGUUCAGAAUCUAUCUGCUUCUGGAGUUCUUGGUUGUCACAGCUAGCCAGGUUGUGACGCUUUUGCAGGUCACUGGAUAUGGUGAAAUGCUGACCUUCAUCAAUGGUGGAGAUUUUGCUGUAUCCACACUUGUUCAGGUGGUGGGCAUCAUUAUUUGUUUGCAUGCCGCAACAAGAAUUUCUCAUAGAGCUCAAGGCAUUGUUUCCCUUGCAAGCAGGUGGCAUGCAAUGCUAACAUGCACAUCUUCCGAUGCACCACAAUUGCGAAGCUCUGCUAGUGCAGGGAGCUUGGAGGCUGCAAACCAUUUAAAUGCGAUACAUAUAGACUAUUCUGAAAGUGAUCUAGAGUCAAUGGAUUAUGCUGGAAUGUUUUCAAAUACCCAAUGGACUUCCUAUGUGUCUUCACAUCAUAGGCGACAAGCUUUUGUGAUGUAUUUGCAGACAAAUCCAGGAGGAAUCACAAUAUUUGGAUGGACAGUGGAUCGUUCUCUAGUCAACACUAUAUUUUUCCUUGAAUUGAGUCUGGUUACAUUUGUUCUCGCAUACUUAUACCGUUCUCUUGUUGAAUUGCGUGUAACUUUGCACUUGGAGUGUUGGAAGCAGAAGGCUUUGGACACGGCAACCAUUCGCUUUGGGUGUGCUAGUGUUGAUGGAGAGUCAUCUUACCAACCAAUGCAAAUUCCUGUGAAGUGUUAG
This is a messenger RNA of Sphenostylis stenocarpa, 1530 nucleotides long. The record is from the annotation of a GenBank genome assembly. Lineage: Eukaryota; Viridiplantae; Streptophyta; Magnoliopsida; Fabales; Fabaceae.